This is a messenger RNA of Sordaria macrospora k-hell, 3375 nucleotides long. RefSeq lists its product as uncharacterized. Lineage: Eukaryota; Fungi; Ascomycota; Sordariomycetes; Sordariales; Sordariaceae. Gene Ontology annotation, cellular component: mitochondrial outer membrane. Gene Ontology annotation, molecular function: ATP binding; ATP hydrolysis activity. The record is from RefSeq and is a predicted model, not a curated record.
AUGCCUGUUGCCGGGGCCCGAGCCCUGCUGUCGGCGCAAUCCUCCUGUUGUCGCCGACUGCCCCGCGCCGUCUCCGCUGCUGCCGUCGCCGUUACCGGUUCCAGCUCCGCCACGAAUAACUCCUCCGGUUCCCUAUCCCGUCGCCAGCAUGCCUCUUCCGUAAGAGGCUUCCGCACCUCUGCGGCCUCCCUCAAAAACGACCCCGACUCGAACUCGAACUCAGUCGACGAUAAGAAGCCGAGCAGUAGUACCGCGACCGAAGACGACCACAAGACACAACGAGACAAGCCCGCAUCUUCUACCACCACUACCACCACCACCACCUCUCAAGAGGACGCCGACAAGAAGAAUGCUGCAGCAGAGUCAAAAGCCGCCGAAGAUGCCUACAAGGAAGCCCUUAGUCUCAAGGGAACCCGUGGACGCCAACGGCCCGGCAGGAUGAGCGGCCUCAACGGCAUCGAGAACACCGUCCACCCACAAGCCAACGGCAGCAGCAGCAGCAACAGCAGCACCCCAAGCACGCCCUGGGUGAAGCUCGACCCCUGGUUCAUCGAACAAAACGUGUCUCUCUACGAGGCGCGACCCAUCGGCGCACCGCAAACCCUGCUGUUCCCGCUCGAAGACGUCGACCGCGAGGCCGUGCUGGAGCUGCUGGAGAAGAAGUUCGACAAGGUCCAGGUGACAGAGGAGGACGUCAACUCGUGGACAAGCAUGCUGGACGAGCUAGUCCGGCUGCCCGAGGAGGAGCGCGACGCCGCCUUCGAGCAACUACCCGAGUCCGCCAGCCAGCUGCUCAAGAAGGCGCAUGCGGCGCACAACACGGCGUUUCUCCAGACCCUGGCUAUCGUCCACCAGACGGGCGCGAACCCGGAGCAUAUCGAGCUGUUGCGCAAGCAUCAUUCUUCUAGGGAGGACGAUAUUGUUCGGUUGCUGUGGUGGUCGGAUAAGCCGCUGUCUGGCGAGGCGCAGCGCUGGCUGGCCAACCUGCGAUGCGAGGCCCAGCCUGGCUCUGGCGCGCUACACGGUAGUCCCCUGGCCAGCAGGCCGGAUCCCGAGUAUCCUGUCAUGAUGGAGCUUCUGGCUGCUGUACGCGCCGAGCUGGUGGCGGAUGUGACGCAUGGGAGCAAGCCACCUGACUACCACCGGCUCACGACGGUGCUCUCGGUGGUGAACCGCAGGGGUCGUAGUGUUGCCAACCAUGUCAUUGAUGACAUUGCCACCGACCUCAAGGCGGACGUAAUACACCUGGAUGCGUUUAGCUUGGCCAGGCUGCUUGGGACGCAGCUGCAGCAGAACAUCCACAAUGUCCGGGGCUCGGUUUCCAUGCUGGGAUAUGCCGCUUCGGAGAUCAACGGAAGACUUGCCAACAGGGACGAUGCUGACUCGGAUGGCGACGUGGGUGUUCUGCACGUGUCCAUGCCGUCCAAGUUGCGGUCCUUCCUCAGCUCCGGCAAGGACUUUGGAACCUCGCGCUCUGUCGACCCACGCUGGGAAGGACUGAAGAUACAGAACACGCUCAAGGCGAUCGUGAGGGCGGCUGACGCUAAGCGGUUUGCGCAGACGGGCAGUUAUGAGAAGCGUGACCUGAUCAUUCAUCUGCACGACUAUGUAGAAAUCAGUGAACUGCAAGAAAGCUUGAUGACCAGGCUACGGGACAUUGUCGAUGACUGGCACUUCGAGGAGGCCGCGCAGGACGGAAAGAAGAUUGUGCUAGUUGGCUCUUCAUCUAGUGACAUGGAGAAGUCGCAGCAUUGGCGCAAUCAUCUGGUCGAGCUCGGCCGUGAGGGCCAUCAUAUCAUCCCCUUCCACGCCUCCCCGUCUACCGAGUGGAUGGACCGGAAGGAUAACCUCUACGACAACAUCAACAACAUCAAGAGCAUGCUGGAGGCAAGGCUGCUCACUCCAGCUGCUAUUGACUUUGAUGCCCAGAUCAAGUUCCAAGAUGACCAGGUCCUUGUAGACGAAAGAUACACCGACUUGUUCCAGACUUUGUCAAAGCAUGUGUUUGACGUCCAAUGGGUGUACCGGUUGACCUCCCUCUUGCUGGGCAGCCGGUCGCCGCCUCCCAAGAAGUACGGCCUCGGCCACCUCAAAUACGCCCUGGCCUUCAUGAGCGACCGCGACAACCACUGGAAGGGCAUCUACUCGGGCAUCCGUCCUCCUUACUUCUCCCCCCUCUUCCGUCAAAAGGGUGGUGGUUCAAGCAGCAACAUGUUUGACCAGCCCACGCCAGACGGCGGCGACUCACCCACUUCGGGCUUUGCUUCGUCAUGGUCCAACCAAAGCCAGAACAACGGCGACAACAAGGACUACGACCAGCACGAGAAGAAGCUUCUAGCCGGCCUCGUGAACGCCAAGGACAUCCACACCACCUUCGACGACAUCAUCGUCCCCGCCGAGACCAAAGAGUCUCUCAUCGGGCUGACCUCCCUCUCCCUCCAACGGCCCGACGCCUUCGCCUACGGCGUGCUCAAAACCGAGCGCAUCCCCGGCUGUCUACUGUAUGGCCCGCCCGGAACAGGCAAGACCCUCCUCGCCAAGGCCGUGGCCAAGGAGUCCGGCGCCAACAUGCUCGAAGUAUCCGCGGCCUCCAUCAACGAUAUGUGGCUCGGCCAAUCCGAGAAGAACGUGCGCGCCCUUUUUUCCUUAGCCCGCAAGCUGUCACCAAUGGUGAUCUUCCUCGACGAAGCCGACGCCCUGCUGGGCGCCAGACAUAAUAACCCCGGCCGCACCGCCCACCGCGAAACCAUCACGCAGUUCCUGCGCGAGUGGGACGGCCUCUCCGACAUGCGCGCCUUCAUCAUGGUCGCCACCAACCGCCCCUUUGACCUAGACGAGGCCGUGCUCCGCCGCUUACCCCGGAAAAUCCUCGUCGACCUGCCUUUGGUAGCCGAGCGCGCCAAAAUCUUGCGCGUCAUGUUGCGCGAGGAGCAAUUAUCUCCUGACGUCGACCUCGAUGCUUUAGCCAAGGAAACAGAUCUCUACUCAGGCUCUGACCUGAAAAACCUAUGCGUCAGCGCAGCCAUGGAGGCCGUGCGUGAGGAAUGCAGAGCGAAAGAGGCGCAUGAUGCUGCAAACCCCGAUGGUGAUGGUGGUCCACCGUACGAAUUCCCGGAGAAGAGAGUCCUAACCAGGAAACACUUUGAAAAGGGCAUGCGGGAGAUUAGUGCCAGUAUUAGUGAGGAUAUGGAGAGCUUGAAGGCUAUUAGGAAGUUUGAUGAGCAGUAUGGGGAUGCUGGAGGGAAGGCAGCCCGCAAAAAAGGGAGGAGGGGCAUGGGGUUCGAGGUGGCAGGGAUGGGUAAGGGAGGGACGGAGGAGGCGAGGGUUAGGAAGGUUGUUGUUGAUGAGGAUGGACGGGGGAAGAUCGCGGUGUAG